GCCUUGAUGUUACAGCAAAACACUCCCCAUCACCAGAUAACAGUGCCCGACAGCAGUUGGGUCAUGUCUUGUGUUUGGUAUGCCAGUAUCACCAUCCUGCGUCCAUGACUUGAGAGAAAGAGCUGGGUUGAAGACAACUUCACUGAAGUGUGUUUGUACACUGGGUGUAUUUCACUCCUAUUUUGAUUGCUGACUUGAAGCCAAUGAGCAAUUCCCUACUGCUGAUUUUUCAUGAGCAUCUGCAGUAUCACCGUAGUGAUUUGUAUGGAUGGGAUACCCUUUCUAGUUGACUCUGUGGUGCAAAAGAGCUCCAUAAACUCUGCCUAGCAUGUUUGGACUACUUCAUGACUUGGACUUUGACAUCGUUAGUUGAGACAUCAUCGUUAUCAUUUCUCAAUUUCCACAGACCUUCUGAUGUUGCUGGUCCAUAACUUGUGCAGUCUUCAAUCUGAGGAAGGAAUGAGAGGUUUCCGAAAAGGUCCAUCUUGGUCUCAUAGCUGUUCACACUCUCUCUCGUGCAGAAUUUUUUCUUGCAUUUGCGGUCUGUGGAUGUGCACAUUGGCCUGCACACAAGUUGCUCGAGUAUGCUUUCAGUUUCUCAUCUUUUUAGGGCCAUUUUAAGACUACAUUGACCUCACACAGCUGACAAGGACUCUUCCUAAGUGAACUUGUGGUUUUCACUGUGAACUGCGAUCACGGUCAUCUCCGCCAUAAAUUUUCCCUACACUUUGGCCAAAGUUCAGCACUCAACACUUCUUGUUGACGCCAUUUGGUUUCUGUCAGAGGACAACAGACGCAUUCUUUGGGCAGCUUUGUUUUCCAUGUUGGAGUGUCAACUGCCGAUAUUUUCACCCAAAUCUAAGGUGGGCCACUUUGUGAACUCGUCUUGUGCUCAUGGAUUUGCUAAUUUGCAGAUGAGUCUCUUCACUGUAUCUUCUGAUCAGGAACUGUUCAACUUAAACUAGUUUAACUACAGGCCUGAACAUCAGAGUGAAGUGAUAUGAUACAUGAAUAGUAGACAUCUAUAUCAGCUUCCAUAAGAAUAACUCCAAACCUUUGAACACCAACGGACCCCACCCCAGUCUUGCCCUGAACAUACCCAACUGCAAUUUUGUAUGGCAGCAUCAACGCUGGAGAGCACGGGCCACACUGACUACCUACCCAUAGCAUGCACUCCACCCCGGCAGCCCCGGCCAGCCACGACAUGUAGCACUUCAUCCGUGGAGGAGGACACACGCGAUCGGGGCUACGGAUCCAACGAGGCGUUGCGAGUUUACGAGCGGGAGAUUCGGCGCGGCCUGGAGCGCAUGUCCAGCUCAGCCAUGGAUGAAGCAGAAACUGCCAGCUAUCACUCUCUGACGAGUCAAGGUGACGGGGUCAGAGUGCCCUACGCAAGACCUCCCAGCUGUGGAUCUGAUAUAGACGGAGACACAGAGAGUGUAACUGGGACAUGUGCCGAUCAACUCAUCAUUGAAGCAGAUAACUUUCUGCAGUCCGCAGACGGGAAUACAGCGGGAUCAGAGAGCAACGGGUCGAGUUUGACACUGACGGAGACGGAACUAGAGCAGGAAAGCCCGCGACACACGCCGGCCAGGAAAAGAGGGGUUCGGGGAAAGCACAAAGGCAAAGGUAAAAAGACAGCCAAGCAGUCAAAAGAGCCACCAGCACCUGAGCCACCCAUUCCCAUGCAGCCAGUCCACCCUCCUUCCAAUCACCCAACAGACCCUACGUUUGAGCCCCCGACCGACACCCGCCCACAGCCCUCCCAACAGGAAGAGCUCUUCCGCCGCUCUCCCGUGAACAUCAACUACACCCCCACUCCCCACAGCAACGGGAUGGGGAUCCCGCCGUACUACCAUACGCUGGACCGCAGCGAGGGGGAGCAGGAGACCACGUUCCAUGGGACUAACUCCAUGCCAGCUACCAACGUGAUUACAAACCCCAUGCUCGGCAUGACUAUGAUCAAUUCAACAAUGCCCAGCAGAGCUGUUCCAUCCAUCCCGUCCAGUCCCAACACCAACCUGACCGGCAGCUCCAGAAUGAACAACUUCCAGCCUCGGCGCGAUGACUCCCUGAUGUCCCCUCACCCUUACAGUACUAUCAACUCUUCCAGGCAAAAUACGGCCACAAGAGGGUUUUAUGAAUUCCCCAACAACAGCACCUCCUCCACCCUGCCACCAGUGCCAGGGUUCACGGCGCUCUACAACGACAAGAGGCCCAACAGCAAUGUGCAGCCGCUCAAGUACCGGCGCGUGGCGCCGACCAAGCACGGCCUGAAAGAGCGGGUAUCGUGGAAGUGUGCUGCACUCCUUCUAGCUGUCAUAUCAUUUGCGCUUGCCGCUACAGUUAUUUAUUUAGCAGUAGUCAGCAUCUCCAUCAACCAGUGUCGUGUCGAGACGGUGGAGAACGUUAUAACAGAUUGCAAAUCGACAGCUGUCGUGCCCAGCACACGAGGACUUGCUUCAGCUUCCACUAAACGCCCAACCACUGCAGCCCCAACUCAGCCUCAACCCACCCAGCCAUCAGCAAUUGCCCUCAAUGCCCCGUCAAGGGUUCUAAUCCCACCAGGGGACUUUUGGGUCUCCGCACUCCCUAUCAACACCCAGCAGUAUGUGCAAUUGAACCUGACCAUCCCUCUCCGGUCCAAUUUUGCUAUAUUUGGGCAGCGCGGGGCACCGCCCACGCACACGGAAUAUGACUUUGUGCGAGUGCAUGCAGGGAGCCGGUGGCACGACACACAGCGUGGGAAGCGGGACAUCCACAGUGAACGUGACCGGUUCGUCCCAGACAAUAAGAAGGGACGCAAGCGCCACGACAUGAUUAUCCAAGAGGACUUCUUAUUUGACAGAAGUAAACGAUCCAGUGUUCUCCCAGACACGACACUGUCGUUUAUUGAGGAGAUGGUACCAGGUCUGUGGUUUGUAGGUGUGUACAACGAUGGCGAUGCAACAGAAGAGGUGGAACUGCAAGUUUCUGACAGAGAUACCUGGGAUGAUGGCCAGCGAUGUCCCCGAGGUUGCAGUAGCCACGGAGAGUGUGUCCUUGGACAAUGUGUUUGUGAGCAAGCCUACACUGGUGAAGAUUGCUCACAAGGUAUUUGCCCGGUACUCUGCAGCGGUCAUGGUGAGUACGCCCACGGGGUCUGUGAGUGCUACAGCAACUGGAAGGGGCCUGAGUGCAGUGUGCGCAGCGAGCAGUGCCUCGUGCCGGACUGCAGUGGGCAUGGCCAGUGCGUCCUGGGAGAAUGCGUGUGCUCCAGGGGAUAUAUAGGACAGGCCUGUGAGGAAGAGGUUCACGAGUGUGCCAAUGACACAGACUGCGGCAUCCACGGCCAGUGUGACACAGGCAUGUGCAGGUGCGAGAAAGGCUGGACCGGUGAGCACUGCUCACAAGAGGCCAGCUGCCUGCUGCCCUGCUCCCCCAGAGGGCGCUGUGUGGACAAUUCCUGCGUCUGUGAGCUGGGCUGGAAUGGCCGACUGUGCGGACUGGAGGGUUGCCCUGAUGGGUGUAAUGGCCACGGUGACUGUCGAUUUGUGGACAUGAGGUGGCAGUGUGUCUGCGACGGGCCACACCGUGGCAAAGCCUGUGAAAUCACCAUGGAAACGGCAUGUGCUGAUGGACAAGACAAUGAUGGAGAUUCCCUGAUGGAUUGCCUGGACCCUGACUGUUGCCAUGACGACUACUGUGCCUCCAGUAUCCUCUGUAAGACAUCCCCAGACCCUGAGACUGUCCUGGGCCGUGAUGUGAUGUCCCUCGUCACCCCUCCCCUGUCAGUUUACGAUCGCUACAAGUUCCUCGUGGAAGGUGACAGUGUUCAGACUGGGGCAAUGUUAGACAGUGUUGAUCCAAGUCGUAUUGCCGUGAUACAUGGCCGACUGGUCAGUGAGGAUGAUGGUCCCAUACCAGGUGCCAGGGUCUACGUGGAGGGCCAGCCAUCUCUGGGUCACACCUACACCAGGCAGGAUGGAAUGUAUGACCUGAUUGUGCAGGGAGGGGGCUCCAUCCGUCUGAUCCUAGAGCGUCAGCCUUAUCAUCAGGCCACCAAGUACAUCUACGUCCCCUUGCAGAGUUUUGUCCAUGUACAGGACAUCCCACUGUCAGCGACGUCCAGUGUGGGGCCAGACGGCGGCACCUUAAGCAGCCGCCGCAGAGCAGUGUGCGCAGGGGAGGACUUCCCUGUGCCUAAAUUCAAGAAACUUGAGGCUGUUGGGAGUGAAGAGGGGACUUGUCAGGAAGAGGGCUUCUCUGUGGAUCAGAGGGCAAUCCACGAGCAGAUUCCCAUCUCCGGCACUAAGUUGACCUUGGACUACUUUAGCCAGAGUGGACCGGGCCAACCAGCCAGGCUCACCUUGCAGCUGACCCCCAUCACACUGCCCCAGAGCCUAGAGAUGGUCCACGUUAGCAUCAGUCUGGAAGGCCGGAUGUUCAGGGAAAUCCUCAUGCCCGAGAGUGCCAUGGAGUACACACUGCGGUGGGACAGUAGAAAUGUGUACGGACAGAUGGUGUACGGACGGGCCUUUGCUAUGGUUUCCAUUGGCUAUGAAUACCAAGGCUGUGGAGACAUCAUUUGGAGAAAGCAGCGAAUUGCAAUUGAUGCACCCAACUGGGGCUCACUAGAUUUAGGUGGCUGGCAGCUACCUGUCCACCACAACUACAAUCCAGAAAAAGCUAUCCUGAGCCUUGGCACAGGCCAGCGUGUGCACUACCACCAUCAGCCAGCCAUUAUUCAGUCCAUCAUGGGCAACGGGCGCCAGCGCAGCACUGACUGCUCACAGUGCACGGGCCGGGCCAAGAACAGCCGCAUGCUGGCACCCAUAUCCUUGGCCAGCAGUCCCCAGGGAGACGUGUAUGUUGGUGACUCCAACUUUGUGCGGAGAAUUGACAAGUACGGCAAUGCCACCGUCGUUCUGCAGAUGAGCUACCAGCCCUCCUACAAGUACUACCUGGCUGUCAGCCCCCUCACCGGCGUCCUGUAUCUCUCAGAUGGACAAAUCCGCCAGAUCUACCAGAUCAGAAAACUGACAGACAUCCCCAACAUCUCCACCAACCUGAUGCUGGUGGCUGGGACGGGAACACCCUGUCAACCCCUUGAUCCAGAUGGCUGUGGUGAUGGUGGAAUGGCCACAGAUGCAAAGCUGCUGGACCCUAAAGGUAUUGCUGUCAGUCGAGAUGGUACCAUUUUCUUUGUUGAUGGGACUGUUGUCAGAAAGAUCCAAGACGGUGUCAUCAGCACAGUAGUCGGGUCCCAUACUUGGGUUGGGCCAACCAGACUUCCGAAAUGCUCAGAUACCAUGUCCUUUGAUCAGGUAAAGCUGCAGUGGCCUACUGAUAUUGCCAUCAACCCCAUUGAUGACUCCAUUUAUGUGACGGAUGAAACGGUCAUCCUGCGCCUUGGAAAUGAUGGCCUUGCAUCAGUCUUUGCUGGUGUCCCCCACAGCUGCCCCUUUGAUGGUGCCCCACAGUUGGGUCCCUCAGACGACGACCACAUGGUCAGUGGUGUUCAGUCGGGGCCUAAGCUGGCUACCCAGGAAGAGCUGAUGUUCCCCAGUGCCCUGUCAUUUUCCAGUGCCGGGGAACUGUUUGUCGCUGAGACGGACAACCUGCGUUUGCACCGCAUUCGUCGCAUCACCUCAGAUGGUAUCAUCUCCUGGUUUGCUGGCCGAGACUCCGAAUGCGACUGCCAUGAUGAGGGUUGUGUCUGCUUUGAUCAGGACCAGCUCUUUGCUGUUGAUGCCAACCUCAACACACCAGUUGCUCUGACUGUGACCCCAGACAAUGAGCUCAUCAUCGCUGACCAGAGAAACCUGCGCAUCCGCAAAGUCACCUUGGAUAUUCCCCAUCUGGACGAACAGGGCAACUACAUGCUGACAUCACCGGAUCGCCGUGAGAUCUACCGCUUCAACCAGCGGGGAUUUCACAUGACCACUUGGGACACUCUAACGCAGCUGGUAUCUCGCAACUUCUCCUAUGACGGCAACAUGAAGCUGGGGUCUGUCUUCGACGGUCCCGGCAAUGACCUUAGAAUUAUCCGUGAUGACAAUGGGUCACCACUUAGGCUUCUACCGUCUAGCGGCGAUAUCGUAGAAAUGACCCUGAACACUCAUGGUUUGUUGACUGAGACCUCCCAUGGUGAUGGAAGUCAGAUCACCAGAAUAGAGUAUCACAAUGCUGGUGAAGGUUUAUUGAUGGCAAAAUACCAUGGCAACGUACUGCAGCAUGUCUAUGGGUACAAUGGCCAAGGCUUGUUGGAGUCCAUAAUUUGGCCCACAGGGGAGGUGACCAGGCUACAGUCCCGGACCAAUGACUCCCACUCCAUUGUGGAGAUGACUGAGCCAGGCCAGGCAGACUUCAUCAGCUCAACACUGCAGCACACCUGGCUGACAGAACAGACAUUACUGCAAGCUGAUCUAAUGGCUACCAUCAUCCAAUCACGUCAUGAUGGCCAGUUCUCGCUCAGCUACCCAAAUGGUGUGAGUGUCCAGCUACAGCGUGACUCUCACCCUGUCUACGAGGAUGACCCUUAUGCGGUUGUGACUAAGCGCAAGAUUGUCCUGCCUGAGGACUUGGUCAACCGGUUGGACUGGCGAUACUACGGACGAAGGGGUGGCCAAGACAGGCGGAAGAUAUUGGUCAUUGGCCGAAAACUACGGAUCAACGGGGAGCACGUCUUCACCCUGGAAUACAACCGCUUUACUAAGACAGAGACCCUCCAAAGAGCAGAUGGCAUUCCGGUGCUCAUUAUUACCCACGAUGCAACGGGCCUCCCCAUUGAAUGGCUACCCACCCAUGGCCUCAAACCAACCAAUGCAUCCUAUGAUCCCCUAGGCCGACUCACUCGUUGGCAGAGAGGGUUGAUGUUUGAGGCCUUUUUUUAUGACAUAGAAGGGCGGCUGACCGGGAGGCGCCAUGGGAACGAUAGCAUGUGGAAUUUUGCAUAUGAAAAAGCUCUUCAACCAUCAGAAACCACUCUGCCCAGUGGCCAGCAAUACUCCAUGCUGUAUGAUGAUUCAGGGAAUUUGAAGAUGGUUACCAUGCCAACUGGAUCACGCCACCAAAUCAGGACAGUUGUCUCCCUCAGUUAUGCUAGAAAUAUCUACUCCUAUGAGGAUAGUUCCCCGUGGGUCAUGCAGGAUCACAGCCAUUCGGGUCAUCUCCUACAUUCGUACUUUCCUGGGAUGGGGCGCCGUAUCACUUACAUUUACGACAACAAGGAUCGCAUGGCCGAUGUCCUGUUUGAGGAAACUGCCAUUGAAUACAGCUACCAUGGCAACACAGAUCAGGUCAAGACAGUUGAGCUGCGAGAAGGGCGAUUUCAUAAUUCUUUGCGAUUCGUUCACAAUGGACCACUGGUUGAGCAGAUGCUGGUACGCACCUCAGGUUUUGAGGGGUUGAUGAAUGCUCGGUACGAUUAUGUCUACGAUGCAACUUUCCGAGCAGCCACCAUCUCCGCGGAGUUCAACACAACGGUACUGCCGCUUAAGGAGAUGAGAUUCAACAGUGAGACCGGACGAGUGGAGCAAAUGGGGUUCUUCACGGUGACCUACCCAGAUGCUGUCACCCAAAUCAUGGCAGACUCUUUCUUCCAGUUGAGGAAGCAGUACGGCACUUACGCCUUGCUUCAGGAAGUCAGUUACCAAAUCACUGGAGUGGGCACCAUUGCCAGCAUGGCACUUUUGUACCAUUUGACGGGCCGCAUGGCUCAGCGUAUUCUGACUAUGCCCAACGAGUCGCACACAACAAAGUAUUCCUUUGACAUCAACGGCCAGCUGGAGGAAGUCAAGGUGGACGAUCGUUUGAUGUGGAAAUACACUUAUGAUGACAAUGGCAACAUCGCUUCUCUAAGUCAGCAGGGAUCAAUUGAAACACUCGACUAUGAUGACCAAGACCGCAUCACAAGGGUUGGGACCACAGACUACCAAAUAGACAGCGAUGGUUUCCUGACCCAGAGAGGAGAGGAGAUCUUCGAGUACAACUCCAAUAGCCUCCUGGAGCAUGUCUACAAGCCCCGUGUCUAUGACGUCCGUUACAAAUACGACGGUGUUGGCCGGCGUAUCUGGCGCAAAGACCACGCAGGCCGGCAGGUGCAGUUCUUCUACGGCGAUAUCACCAAACCCACAAGGGUAACACACAUCUACGACCACACAGCUCGUGAAAUAACCUCCCUGGAGUAUGACCUUCAAGGUUUCCUGUUUGCACUCCGUCGAGGCCAGACCCAGCUGUAUGUUGCAUGUGAUCACGUAGGCUCUCCUAUUGCCGUCUUCAAUGCCAAUGGAGAAAUCCUCAAGCAGCUCAAGCUGGAUCCCUUGGGGAAAGUCCUCAGUGACUCAGACCCGACGUUCCUCCUCCACAUUGGCUUCCAAGGAGGCAUCUACGACCCCCUGACGAGACUUGUGCAUUUUGACAGGAGAGACUACGAUCCUGUCUGUGGCCGUUGGACUUCACCAGACCUCAACUUCUUCAAGGACAUCACACAAACUACAAGGACUAAAUCUUUCAACAUGUACACAUUCAAUGGUAAUAUCUUUGUUGGAAGUGAUACAGAAAGCCACUACCUUUCAGAUCUGUGGAGCUGGUUCCCUGUGUUAGGGUAUGACAUCAACAACAUGAUACCCCAGCUGAAUCGCAAUGGACAGAUUGAGAAGAUCGACUCGUAUCGCUCAGCCUGGAAGGACAGUACAUUGGUGACCUCUUGGGCAAAACCCUGUACUGCCCUUGACUGCCAGGGCAGUCUUCACAUGGACAUGAUGUACACAAACUUCCAUGCUCUUCCUAUCGACCGCUUUGCUACCGACUCAAAGACCUAUGCGCCACCCACUGUGAAGUUCACCAGUAGCCCUGCCCUCAUUGGAGGAAACUUUCUGUUGACUCUUAACCGAAACAAAAUUGAUGUUAAAAUGUUUGGCACCAUUGGAGAGACAGCACAGAGACUUAUCUCCAUAGUAACUGGAGCGGAGAUCCUGGAGAGGUUACGGCAUACACAGGAUGGACGUGAUGUACGGUAUUUUGUGAAAUCAAAUGAUGCAGAAGAAGACUUAGACACAUUGGAUUUGAUUCCAGAAGUGGCAAGCUUGAACAUGAUCCUGAACGAUGGAAGGAUGAUAGUGGCAGCACGCUCGUCACCACAAGCAAACGUCACAAUUAUUACAUUACAGACAGACUACACAGCCUGGCACUUCCUUUACGGCAUCACCAUAGAUGCUGCUAGAACUAUGGUGCUAGCCCAGGCUAAGACAGUGGCCGUCGCCCAGGCCUGGGAAAAGGAGAAAGUCAAUAUAUUGAACAGUCGGCGAGGCUCGAUAAAUUGGACUGCCUUAGAGCGGACGGCCAUCUUACAAAAUGGCUUCCUAUCCACUUACGAGGGGCAAUACACCCUGGACCCAAUGGUCUUCCCAGAAAUGGCCUUUGAUGGGAAUGCCAUACGACUUGUCCGAGUGCCUCAAGGUCUACAAUCACAGGAUUGAUGCAAUUUAAGCGAAUCCUCAAGAUGCAAUUAGUGUCUUUCUCAAAGUUCCAAAGUUUGUUUGUUUUUUUGUAAUGUAGCAGAUGUUUUCUGAGAAGUUUCUCAUCCUGUAGCACCUUCGCUGGACAUUUCAAGUCCCAGUUCAUUCAAGUGCUUCCCUAAAGCUGAGAACUCUCAUGGAUGCAAAAAGACUAUGUCAUUCUCAGCUGGAUUUCUAACCUCUGUGGAUUGCCAAGAGUGGUUGAAAGUGUUAUUUGUCAGCCAAUGUAAGUGCGUUUUGGACACAGGUGGAACAGCAGCAUGUACAUUGUAGUAUUUUUCAUCAUGUAUUCCAAAGAAAAAUGAAAGUAUCACAAGGACAGUAUAUUGGCAAACAUUUAAGGAGAGUUGUUAGCAGAAGAAAUGAUGCCUGUAGUGAAAUGUAUGUGAGAUACAGCGUCAAUAGCAUGCUGGUUUUGGUGGCUUGUGUUAACGCUCCAUUGCAGUGUGUGUUAGACUGCCUGGAAAUCUUCGAACGUAUGACCUCACAGCUUGCUUUUAAGGUGAAUUUUUCUGGUGCGAUGAAUUCAUUUUUCUUGAUGAACUUCUAUUUACUGAUAAACUGACUUGUCUGAGGUGAUUUUCCCGCAAAAAAGUGUGAGAAACAGAGGUCACCAUGCUCGCUCAACCACUAUGCCACACACCAAGGUAUCUCAAAAAUGAAAUGACUUGGUGACAAUUUCGGUCAUACUGCUGAAACAAAAAAACAAUACUACAUGCAUACCUAUUCACGUGCCAAAUGCUGAACCAUUAAUACUACUAAAAGUUACUUCUCAUAUUUGUCAGAUUUUACUCUGUACAUAUUAGUCCUAUUUCAGGAUUUUUUUGUUACCUGUACAUGUGUAUAUGUCUUGUCGAUUGGUCUUGAGAUUUCCAAUCAAAAAAAUUUACUUGAUUUAAAUAAAACAAAAUAUAAUAUGUAAUUAUAGCUUUUUUGAUAAAAAUCAUGAAAUGAAAGUAGAAGCUUUAAUUUAUAUAAGAUUAUUUUGCAAGAAAUUGAGCAGGUAGGUACCCUACUUGUCAUUGAAUUGAAAGGAAUUAAGAAAAUGAUUGUCAAUAAAAUGUAGGUAUGGACUUGAUAAUGACAUGUGGAAAAAUGUGGACUUGGAUGUACACGAUGGCGAUAGAUGGGAGUAUCUGUCAUCAGCAUGCUCUGCUGGUUACAAAAAGAACAGUAUUUCAAUUUAUUGCAAAUUCACUUUAAGUUUCACGGUUUAUUAGAUAGCACAGAGUUAUGCUGCUCCUGGGAGCAAGAAUGACUCGGUGAGCCAGAGAGUGAGCAACAUGCACUGUUUACUCAUUGCUGAAACUGUAGAUAUCAAAUUGGCACAGGUGCUCGCAAAAGAGCAUUUUCCAUUUUUCUUUCAAAGAAAGUAAAGUGUUUCAAAGCAUUAUUGUGCAACAAAUACGCUUGUUCAUCAGCAUUAUCAGAGGGUUUCACAUGGCAUUGUGUAACAUAGUAUUGUCCAUGGAAUUUGCUUUAACACAAUGUAGAGGUAGAAUUAUACAUGCAGGUGUUUACUGUACAUCAUGUUGCGCUAGAAGAACAUGUAUGUUGUAUUAGCCCUGUGUAUUUUCAGGGCAUGCUGAUUUUAUUGCUUUUUAAACUCCUUUUUCAUUAAAAGAAAAAGCUCAUACUUGCAUGACAAUCAUUUUUGAAAGAGAUUUCAAAAACUGCUGUAGUUUAAAAUAGACUAAAGGACAUCUAUCAUGAACAGUUUAAUAUAUAAAUGCAUUAUACACGUAUUUAUGUUCCUGCAAAUUAGGCCUUUGUUUUUACAUUAGAUGUAUUUCAAAACUGUAACUAGGAUGUGUUUUCAGUGUGGAUAUACAUGCAGCAGGGUGUUUGUUUGCAAUGAACGUGAUCAUCUUGUUAAAUCACAUCAGGCCACAGCAGUAGGAUAGUUACAUGAACAAAGGGUUGCUAUUUUUAUACUUGAAUAAUGACCGUGUACAUACCUCAUACGGAAAAGACAUUACAUUUUUCAUUUUUAUUAACAAAAGUGUACACAGACAUUUUUAAAGUAGAUCACCAUGUGUGAGUCAAGUGUCUCUUUUGCCAAACUCAUUAUGGAAAAAAAUAAGUUUCUUGUAGAAAGGGUUCUCAUUAUUUCCAACUCAAUGAAUAGUCAGGGUUUUUAGCUCUUUGUGUAGAAAGCCAUCAGUAGGCAAAAACAGGGCACAGGGUACAAGACAAUCUGAAUAAGAUAUUUCCUAGGUAAACUCUUGAAAAUUAUUGACUAGAUGUCCAACCGUUGCCACCAUUUACUGGCAAGUUAAUUUCAAUUGACUGGUUACGGUGCUAUGCAAGCUUAUCUGGCUGAUGUCUGUAGAUAGCUGUAAUAGUUUUUACAAUUCGGUCUGAGUAAUCCAUUUUAUAAUGACUGACCUUUUUCAUAUAAGUAACUUUUCAUUCUGGGCUUAAUUUCAUAGUUGUACUAACAAUGGAAAUCUGUUCUUGUUUCCUUUCUGUUAUUACAGUGCUAGCUUAGACAUGAAUGUUACGUUAUCCAUGCUAGUGAUGAGACUCCAUCUAUUACAUGAUUGUGAAUGCACAAUCACGUAAUAAACUUAUUAAACCAUAUAAUAUACAACAUGUAAUUUUUAUUAAAUUUUCUGCUAUUCUUUGCUUUACACUAUGAAAGCAGUGCUGUAAAAUUGAGCCCUGCACUCACCUUGAGUUUUGUUUUGUUCUAAAUCAGUGUUUGAACCGUUUUUGUUAUGUUACAUGUGUUUUCUGGAUGAUGUGAAAAAACAUCUUUUCAUCCAAAGUGUUCUUUACAACAACUCUGACUAAAGUAGCCAUUUUAAUCUGGAUUUAUGUACUUUUAUUCCUUUUUUAUGAUGUGAGUGGCCUGGCAGUGUGGCGCCCAUAUAAAGCUGUGUAUAUUGUGCUGCUAGUGAACUAUGAUGUAAAUACUCUUCAACCACUUGUGUUUUUCCCUUUUUUCAUCUUCUGUUGCAAAGGUUUUGCAAAAUGAUUUGUAUUCUGUAUUUUGUAUUCUUUACGUAUAGCAUGGCUGAUAAUCAUGUACUUGUUAUCUUUAUUACUACUCUAAAUAACUGCUGUUUAUGUAGCGGCCCGGCUAUUAGCGUCAUUCAAUUGCAAAGUGUUAAUAAUAUUGCAAGCAUUAUUUUUGUACAGUGCUGAUUGAGGGAAGGUUUGAAGCCUUGUCCAAUUUUGAGAAUAAAUAUUUGAUGAAAAACAA
Acanthaster planci (crown-of-thorns starfish) is the source of this 12708-nucleotide messenger RNA. Its product is annotated as teneurin-3-like. The record is from RefSeq and is a predicted model, not a curated record. NCBI's taxonomy places the organism in Eukaryota, Metazoa, Echinodermata, Asteroidea, Valvatida, Acanthasteridae.